This is a messenger RNA of Gigantopelta aegis, 627 nucleotides long. Its product is annotated as RNA polymerase-associated protein LEO1-like. Lineage: Eukaryota; Metazoa; Mollusca; Gastropoda; Neomphalida; Peltospiridae. The transcript has a single exon. The record is from RefSeq and is a predicted model, not a curated record. The coding region runs from base 1 to 627 and encodes 208 amino acids.
AUGUCUCUUCAGUUUAUUAAAAUACCUCGUGUGGUUAUUAAAAAGAACAAAAGAGAAAAGAGACAGUAUAAUCAUUUAACUUUACAAGAAGAAUGUGAGGAUAUUAAAGAAGAGAGUUUGAUCAAUCAAGACAAUGAGGAGAGAUUGAUUGAUCAAGACGAUGAUCAGGAGAGAUUGAUUGAUCAAGAUGAUGAUCAGGAGAGAUUGAUUGAUCAAGAUGAUGAUCAGGAGAGAUUGAUUGAUCAAGAUGAUGAUCAGGAGAGAUUGAUUGAUCAAGACGAUGAUCAGGAGAGAUUGAUUGAUCAAGAUGAUGAUCAGGAGAGAUUGAUUGAUCAAGACGAUGAUCAGGAGAGAUUGAUUGAUCAAGAUGAUGAUCAGGAGAGAUUGAUUGAUCAAGAUGAUGAUCAGGAGAGAUUGAUUGAUCAAGACGAUGAUCAGGAGAGACUGAUCAAUCAAGACAAUGAUCAGGAGAGAUUGAUUGAUCAAGAUGAUAAUCAGGAGAGAUUGAUUGAUCAUGAUAAACAGAAAACAACCAAAUUUACUAAGGUUUGGUUUAUGAAGAAAUUAAUUUCAUUCAGAAGUGGUCUUAUAAAAGCUUUUAAAAAUCUCAAGUUCUUCUUCAAGUGA